This is a messenger RNA of Polychytrium aggregatum, 1978 nucleotides long. RefSeq names its product WD40-repeat-containing domain protein. Lineage: Eukaryota; Fungi; Chytridiomycota; Chytridiomycetes; Polychytriales. The record is from RefSeq and is a predicted model, not a curated record. The coding region runs from base 15 to 1955 and encodes 646 amino acids. Gene Ontology annotation, molecular function: protein binding. The transcript has 5 exons.
CAAGGCUCGCAAAGAUGCUCAAGAUCGCAUCGUCCUCCAAGACCUUCCUGAAUCUGUCGAGUCUCGAGCUCUUCUCCAUCACCAGCACCUGUGACCCGUCGCACAUUACUCUCCUCUCUGGCACCGAUGCCUGCACUGAGGACGACUUAGUGUUGCAAACCUUUGUGCCCAACGUGUCGCUGGACUCGGGCAUCCAUCUGCAUGUUUUCCAGUACUUUGAUCCGCGCGAACUUAUCCGGCUCUCGCUAGUGUCCAGAUGCUGGUAUCGGGCAGCACUCGAUCCCAUCAUCUGGCAGAGCUUUUGUCUCCGCGACGGAAUCGACAUUGGUCCCGAAAACACACAGAUCCUCGAGACUUGCCAGGACAGGGAGAGCUGGUGGAAGGAGAUCUACAAGGACGGAUAUCGCCUCAAGCACAACUGGCGAGAAGGUCACUGGCGGAUGCACAUCCUUCCGGUGGUGAACGUGCGCGACUCUAUCACCUGCUUCAAGUUCGACCAGGACAAGCUGAUCGUGGGAACGAGACGACACGAUCUGCUGCUCUUCCGGCUCGGCUCCCAAAGCGGCCCGCUGGCUUCAGCGCUUUCAUGCGUUCGCAGCGACGGCCAAGAAACCCUCGCGCCCGACAUUACCUUUUCACCACAAACACACUCGUCGCGGAUCGUUGCCCUCGAUUUUGAUCCGCUCGCGGGGAGCCUGCUGGCCACGGGCGACCUGAAUGGCGAUCUGACACUCUGGAACACGUUUACGGGCAAGAACCUCGGCGUCUUUGAGCAAGUCCAUCCCGGUGGCAUCAGCUGCAUUGCCGUUGUCGGCGGCGGUUCCAAGCUGAUUACCUGCGGGGUUGAUGGGGUCCUCAAGAGCUUUGACGUCCUUGCCAACACCCACGAGCCGGCAUCCCAGUUGCCCACCAAGCGCAAUCCCUUUCGGAGGCCCAAGCCUUCAGAGGAUGACCAUGACGGUUCAAGUGCCGCAACAAAGCAGCUUGUGGGCUCACCGUUGCUCCAGUCCCAGCCAGUGCCCGAGCUCAAGUCAUCGCCCGCAUCGCCCCUGCGGGAUGUGGAGAUCUGUUCGGAGCACUGCGAUACCAUUUUGCCCCAUCCAAACCCGCGCGAUGCCCACCCUGGCCCCAAGCCCGGCAUUCUGAGACACAGCACGCAGGAGAGGCCGGGCACCAAACGCACCUACCGAUCCAAGAUUAUGCUCUCCAACAUGAUCAACAAAAUCAAGAACCCGUCGCGGCUGGCGACGCCAAAGCUCUCAGGCCCGCUCCUGUCAGUAGUGUUCGAGGGAAAGCGGUUCAGAUUCGGAAAAGCCCAGGCCGGCAUCUCGAGCCCCGAGCUGGUCUCCAUCCACAACACUCUGUCCGUCGGUGCCCACUCGAAAGACAUUUUUUGCGUGCAGGCCCUCGGAACUCAUUGUGUCAUCACGGGCUCUCUUGAUCGCUCGAUCAAGAUAUGGAACAUGCGCACGGGGACAUGCGAACGGACUCUGUACGGCCAUACAGAAGGGGUAUCCUGCCUGAGUGUCGUCGACAGCCGUCUAUACAGCGGCUCCCUCGACAAGACCAUCCGACAGUGGGAUUUGGUCUCGGGGCGUUGCCUCUUGGUGCAAAAAGCUCACUCGGAAUGGGUCAAGGUCGUGUGCGCCUCAAGCACCAGAGUCGCUAGCGGCGGUUGGGAUGGUGCCGUCAAAGUGUGGACGGCCAAGACCUUGCAGCCACUCUUCUCGAUUGAUCUUCGGCUGGGAUGCAUCUCGGCCCUGCAAAUGGACUCUCGAAAAAUCGUGGCUGUUUGCCGUGAAGAAGGGCAGCAAAACUGCGUCGUCUGGCUCGACUUUGGUUCCGCUCUCCAGAGCACCCACCAAGAAAGCUCGACUCUGAAAGCCCCAGGCUCAGUCUCGGGCUCCGGCACUGCCCCUGUUGAGGAAACCCCCCUGAUUUCUGGUCAAGAAUAGAGCGUGCUCAAAAGACAGUGAGA